UGGCGGAGUCCGGGCUCUUGACGGUAACCAGGGAGCGCCCGGGCGGGGGGUGGCAGGUGGGGAGUGGGACGUCCCCCUCCACCGGAGGGAUAGCUGGGGGCACGUAGUGCUCUCUGCCCAGAGUCGGAGUCAGGGCCCGGGGGUCAUAACUUAAGGGAAGGGGCGAGGCCCAGAUCGGAGGGGAAGGCAGGGCUCCGCACGAAGGGGCCCGGAGGAGGCGCCGCCGCCACCUCCACCGCCACCGCCACCGCCACCGCCACCGCCACCGCCGCUUUCUUGGGCGCCCGGGCCGGGGGAUACUCGUUGUGGGCCCGGUCACUGCGCUGCGGGGCGGAAAGCUGCUCCCGCCGGCGGGGGCUGGAUCUGACAGCGGCCCGGGCUGGGCCUAGAAAGAUUGUCCGGGACAGCUCCUGGGAGCUGGCUAGCGAAGGGAUCCCGCCGCCGCCAGUGCUGCUGCUGAGGGGGGCACGGCGGGCGGGGGACUCAGCCUGUCAGGAGCAGCCCCCAGGGGGCCGAGGAGGUGGGCAGAUAAGAAAACUGAGACUCAGAGAGGUUAAGUGACUUGCCCAAGGUCAUUCAGCUAUUAAUGAUCAGAACUGAGAUUCAGACCCAGGUCUCCAAAUCCAGCACAUAUUUCACACCAUGCUGCCUCCUUAUUUGGUUCUCUUGGGAUCUGUUGAUGUGUGCAGAUUGUCAGAAUUCUAAUGAGCCUUUGACCUUCACCCUUUUCCUAGCUGGAAUGUGUAUUAUCAAGUUUGGGUACAGUGCCUUCAGAACCAACAUGUAACAGAUGGAUGUUAUUUUAUACAAGUUGCUACUUCAAGCCAACAUUUUUGACUCUGAAGGAUCCCUCUACCUUCAGCCUUGAACUUCAGUUUGUGAGACAAAAUAAAAGAAGUUCAUGUAGUGCUUGCUCUAGCUUGAGUCAUCAUGAGUAGCAGUCUAGGAAAAGAAAAAGACUGUAAAGAGAAAGACCCUAAAGUGCCAUCAGCCAAGGAGAGAGAAAAGGAGGCAAAGGCCUCUGGAGGAUUUGGAAAAGAGAGCAAAGAAAAGGAACCUAAGACCAAAGGGAAAGAUGCCAAAGAUGGAAAGAAAGACUCCAGUGCUGCACAGCCAGUUGUGGCUUUUUCUGUGGACAAUACUAUCAAACGCCCUAAUCCAGCUCCUGGGACCCGAAAAAAAUCUAGCAAUGCCGAAGUGAUUAAAGAACUAAACAAAUGCCGGGAGGAGAAUUCAAUGCGAUUGGACUUAUCCAAGAGAUCUAUUCACAUGCUUCCUUCAUCAAUCAAAGAAUUGACACAGCUAACAGAACUUUAUUUAUACAGUAACAAAUUACAGUCUCUCCCAGCAGAGGUAGGCUGUUUAGUGAAUCUGGUAACACUGGCAUUGAGUGAAAACUCACUGACCAGUUUGCCUGACUCUCUUGAUAACUUGAAGAAGCUUCGUAUGCUUGACCUACGGCAUAACAAACUGAGAGAAAUUCCUUCAGUGGUGUAUAGGCUAGAUUCUCUCACCACUCUUUACCUUCGUUUUAAUCGAAUCACUACUGUGGAAAAGGAUAUCAAAAAUUUGUCCAAACUCAUCAUGCUUAGCAUUCGGGAAAACAAAAUCAAACAACUACCUGCUGAAAUUGGUGAAUUAUGUAACCUCAUAACCUUGGAUGUAGCUCACAAUCAACUGGAGCACCUUCCAAAGGAGAUUGGAACCUGCAUUCAAAUCACCAACCUUGACUUGCAGCACAAUGAACUCCUGGAUCUCCCUGAAACUAUAGGAAACCUGUCCAGUUUAAAUCGUCUUGGACUAAGGUAUAACAGACUGUCAGCAAUACCAAGGUCAUUAGCAAAAUGCAGUGCACUUGAGGAGCUGAAUUUAGAGAACAAUAACAUUUCUACUUUGCCAGAGGGUCUAUUAUCAAGUCUUGUGAAUCUGAAUAGUUUGACACUAGCUAGAAAUUGCUUCCAGUCAUAUCCUGUGGGUGGUCCAUCUCAAUUCUCCACCAUCUAUUCCCUCAAUAUGGAACACAACAGAAUCAAUAAAAUUCCAUUUGGAAUUUUCUCCAGAGCAAAAGUAUUAAGCAAGCUGAAUAUGAAGGACAAUCAGUUAACCUCACUUCCUUUGGACUUUGGAACUUGGACCAGUAUGGUAGAACUGAAUUUAGCUACCAAUCAGCUUGCAAAAAUCCCUGAGGAUGUAUCAGGGCUUGUGUCUCUUGAGGUUCUAAUAUUAUCAAACAAUGUUCUGAAGAAGCUCCCACAUGGCCUUGGAAACCUUCGGAAAUUAAGAGAAUUAGAUUUAGAGGAGAACAAACUGGAAUCCCUGCCAAAUGAAAUUGCUUACCUUAAAGAUUUACAGAAAUUAGUCCUAACGAACAACCAGUUGAAUAAUCUUCCCAGAGGAAUUGGUCACCUUACCAAUCUCACACAUCUUGGCCUUGGAGAGAACCUACUGGCCCAUCUUCCUGAAGAAAUUGGUACACUGGAGAACCUAGAAGAACUAUAUUUGAAUGACAACCCUAAUCUUCAUGGCCUUCCUUUUGAGUUGGCUCUCUGCAGCAAACUGUCAAUCAUGAGUAUUGAAAACUGUCCACUCAGUCACCUUCCACCUCAGAUUGUUGCAGGAGGACCUUCUUUCAUCAUUCAGUUUCUAAAGAUGCAAGGUCCCUAUCGUGCCAUGGUCUGAUGUAAAUCAUUUGGUCCCAUACACUGUACAAAAUAUAAACUGCAUUAAUGUUGUCUCAUAUCUAUAUCUGUAUCUCUUUUUGUAGAUAUUGAUAUAUAUAUGGCAGAUUUAUUCAGACUGCAUUAUGUGUUUCAGCUAAUAGAGGAAUCAUAGCCAUUUAGAUUUUUUUUAUUCUGUACAAAAUGCUUGUUUGAGUUUUCUUUGCUGAAUUUGAUGGAUUUUUGUCUGUGGAGUCAUAUGGAAUACCAAUGUACUUAAUACAUUUGCCAACAAAUUAAAAAAAUAUUAAAUUUAAGGGACAAAAUUAGUAUUGUUAUAUAGACUUUCUAUUAGGAAUAAUAAUGUACAAAUAUUUGUUGCAACUUUUCAUAUUCAUUUUUCCCUUCCCUUUGUCAGAACCCUGUAUUGUCAUAUGCCCUAAAGAUAGAAUUUUUCUUUAACUUAUUUUGAGAUUUGAAACAGAAAUGGUUUUUAUAUAUUGUUUACAGUCAGAGUAAAUCACUGGAUUUUUUAUUUGUUUUGAUUUGCUCUGUUUUAAUCAAUCAUAACUAGAAUUUAUAUGCUUCUGCUGAAGAAUUUGUAUCAGCUAGUUUAUAUACAAAAAGAUUUACUCAAUGAAAUAACUGGUAAAGUGGAAAGAUGUAGCCAAAACGCUUGAAUUCUCGUAAUUAUGCUUCUCUGAAUUAUCAUUUGUGAGGAAAAAAAAAACAUAUCUGAACUGAGCCUUUGGGGGGAGUUUUGGGGGAGAGGAAAGGGGACAUGACAUCUUUUCUAGCACAAAUAAUCUUUUCAGAUUGGGGGGAAGAAAUACAUAAUUGGUUCAGUGAAAAGCAGUUGUUGUUUUGGGAAGUUGCAGUUAUCCAAAAUCUAAUACAGUUUGAUUGGCAAGAAAAUCUAAUCCACACACUUUGUGUAUAAAUAUACAAUCUUAUAUAGAUAUGUAUUUAUUAUGACAUAAAUGACAUCAAGUAAUAUUGAGGAUUUCUCCCCAUCCUUGUACAAUGAAAUGAAUUGAAUGUCUCUUACUUUUUUAAACACUGCAAUAUAUGUAAGUUUUAGGGUUAUUUAACAAUGUACUCUUGUUAUAUAUCUUAACUUGCCUUGUACAUCUUUCAAUCCUGGAAUUUCUGCAUCCAAGCACAAUAUCUUCACACUGUGUUGUGUUGCUGCUGAACUCAAUGCACUUUUCCCUAUUAUGUGGGACACUUGCUUCAUACAAUUCAGUUCAGUAUCAGUACCAUUCAUUUUCACUUUACCCUUUCCCUCAGUAAUAACUGCAGUCAUGAAAAAGAGGCACAUGUUGAGUUGUGCAAAGAAGCUGUUGAUAACUCAAUGGAAAUACUGUAAGUUGUGCAUGUACUUUCUGAUAUCUUUUCGUUUUCCACAUUGCAUUAAGGCUAACAGUGUUGUCUAAGUGGCACACAUUUCCUACAGUACUGUUCCUUUUCUAGUGCCAGUAGAAAUUUAUAAAUUUUUUCAUUAUUGUGGAGAAUAAAGGGGCAGUUACAUUCCAGUUGGUAUCCCAAAACUCUCCUUUGUAAUAGAUAUAAAUUGUGGAUCACUAUUUGACUAUUGCCAUUUAAUUGGAAAUUCAUAUUUUGAACAAAUCUGUCAAUUAUUGGGAUGGAAGAAUAAGGUAGUAGUGUCCCCACCUCCAACUCAGUUCACUUAUGGAUUGUACUGCCUUAGGCUGGAAUCACUAUUCUUAUUUAUCUGACAUUUUCAAAAGGAAGAACUUUUAAAUGAAAGGCAGGUGGAGAUAUAAAACCCUGGGGGGUUUAAAUGUCUUGUAAACUAUUGUAGAUGUCACUGGAUUUACCAAGUAAUAUCCCUUUUUUUCUCUUUUUCCAUCUACUGUGGCUUUUCAGUUUAAAUUUUGUUCAUAAAAGAUUUUGUUUUUUAUUGCUCUAAAUAGAGCAAAAUAUUCUCCCCUCCCCAAGCAUAAAGGUAUUAAAAUAUGAAGAUGCUGAAACUUGGACAUUGAAGACCAUAAUCCAACUUCUGAAAAAUAAUUUGAAAUUAAAAUAAAAAUGGAUGUCCCAUGUCUCUUAAAACAUAGGUGUUCAUCUACUUUAAUAAAGGGAAUGCCUUUUUAAAUUUGUUAAUAUUACAAUGGGGCAAUGAUGAACACAAUUUUAAUGUAAUGUUGAAGCUACUUGAAAAGGAGAAAAUGAGCAGCCAUUGUAGAGACUUUUAAUGAGUGUAGGUCAAACAUCUUCUAAUGGCUACUUCCAUGUAAAACAACACAUGGAUUUCUUUGCCUCUGCUAGCCAGAAACAGCAUGAACUUUAAUUGGUCUAUGCUCAUUAAACCAAGAUGUUUCAUAUGUAAAUAGCUUGUUCUGAAUUUUCACCUUUCUAAGGUGUAUUGCUAAAAUAAUAGAUGAUCAGAGGUGACCCUCUUCCUGAAACUGCAGUGGAAUGAGUAGUCGGUUUACCUAAAAUAUCAUGCUUGCUGCUUUCUUUUAAAGAAAAUAUGACCAGUCUCUCCAUUAUCCUGUGAAUAAAUAAAACAAAAAAUGUAGAAGACGACUACAAUAUGAAACAGAUCCUUUUUUUAAAAGUUUCCCUUCUCUUAAUGUAUGGUAGCUAAAUGAUAAUGCUACAUUUUAAGGAGGAUGUGUGUGUGUGUGUGUGUGUGUGUGUUUCCAUUUCCCAAGUGGUUACUUCCUAUAGUCAAAAGGGUAAAUACUAAAGAGUUUUGUGGAAAUAAAAAAUACAAAAAAACCCAAUUUGAAAUAGAAACUCUAGGAAGAAAAAUAUGCAUAAAAUGCAUUUUUGGAAUUGUGAUUUUAAAAGUUGGGUACUGUAAUUGGAAUGAGCUUUUUUAAUAGUUUACUUAAGUACAUCUAAUUUGUCUACCUUGUAGUUUGAAUAAGUUAAAACUAUUAUGUGGUAAAAUAUUUUCCAAAUUCCCCAUUAUGUUUUGUUCAUACUUUUGGUCUGUGUGUUGUGCCAAAUUUCAACUGGCAGACUACUUUUACUUAUCUAUACAAAUAGUUCAUGAUCAGAUUCACAAUAGAGAGGCAAGCAAUAUAAAUUCAAAAUAGGCAAGAGAAGGGAUUGGUGUUGCUAGGCAAAACAAGAUAAAGAUAAUAUAUUUCUUUCCACCAGAAUUAGUAGUAAGUUAUUAAACCAGUUGCCUUAGUUAUAACUUUCCAUUUCAGUAUUGCUCUGAUCCUAUGACAAAUACUCCCUCUGGAAUCAGUUAGUGGAGAUUAGGAAGGUGACAAUCUUUAGUGAUGCAAGAAUCUUUAUAUUCUGAAUGUAAGAAAAUCAUGCUAUUUACUGGAAAUUCAAGAGAGCAUCCCUGAGAGCUAAAAUUUAUAUCACAUAUCAUGAGUCUGUCAUGGGGUAAUAAACUCAGUACUACAUUAGUAAAUAUAGUGUGGUGUGAAGUUGAUAAUAGAAAUUAUGAAGGGGGAAUAAUAAAUUAUCAAAAAACUUUGAGAAGCAAAUAGAAAAUUCAAUUUGUGUGUGUGUAUGUGUGUAUAUAUAUAUAUGUAUGUAUAUGUAUAUAAAGUCAGUUUUACUGGAUUUAAAAUUUAAUUAAAUAAAAGUUAAUUAGUACCCAAGAAAGAAAAAGAAAAGCUUUUUCUUAAUGUUAUUGUUAUCUCACAUACAUUUAACAUCUAAGUAAAUGAAGUUAAUCUGAACAAAUAAAUUACAACUAAGACAUAUAUCAGAGUAGAUACUUAUUUUUGGGCAAUAGUGGUGACCUGGAGAGAAAAAUAUUUUUGCUCUUCCCUCUUCAUAGUGGUGGAGAAGGGUGGAGAGAAUAACCAUAAUAGCCUGGUCAUAGCUAUAUCACUGAUAAUAAUAACAGCUCACACUUACAAAGGUUUUCAAAGUACUUUCUUCACAAGGAUUCUAUGAGUUGUGUAGGUAGUGCAAGUAUUAUUACCACCCUUUAGAGAUGAGGAAAUUGAGUCUUAGGUUAAGUAAUUUCUCCCAGGUCAAAUAGCUAAUAGCAUUUGUUAGAGUCAGGAUGAAAACCUAGGUCUUCUGACUCCAAAUCCAGGACUCUUUUUAUUACACCAUGCUGCCUCAGAUUGUUCUGUGAAGAACGAUCCUAGUAUAGAUCGGAUAAUAGGAUUAUGUGAGUGACAUUUUUAGCAUGUUAUAUGUUAUGGAAAACCUAAAAAUGAUCCUAUUUGCAGAGUUUUAUUGUAGGAUAGUUGGUGCUUCAAUGAAUGUCCUUUAGACUUCUGUGCUGUCAUGUUCACCUUUGACCUUUGCCAGUGUUAUGUAGAAAUUAGCAUGUUCAAACUUUCGAAAGCUACAUAUACCAAGUAGCUUUUGCAUCAGCCAUAUAUAUAUUAAUUUUCUUCUAAUGAUUUCAUGGAAUACAGCAAAUGUGGUGAGCACUUAAAUCUGACCUUCCCCAUCUUCUCCUCUUCUUCUAUCAUUUCAAAAUCCAAUGUAAGGAGGAAUGUUUCAAGUUACUCCUCAAAAUGCUCACUUUUUUCAAUAUAAGUUUAAAUUACAGAAAUUAUAAAAUGUCACCAAAUAAUCUUAAUUUUCAUGAGUUAUCCCCUAUUUCCUGACCUUGAACUUUAUUGCAGCCUUUUAAUAUUGCAGCCUUUUAACAUAUCACAGAUUACAAAGUCUCCUUGUAGUAAUUCAACAAUUUGAAUGCAACAAAGUAUUUUUGUAUAGUCAGUAGUGCACCUCAGUUGUAUCUUUAAUCUGCAUGUCAAAACUUGCUUUUAAUUAGAUGUACAGUUGUCAGUCAUUUGCACAACACAGAAAUUUAAAAGGUACAGUUAGAACAAUUGCAAACAUGAUAGUAUCUACAAACAAUAUCUAAUGGUUUGGGGUUUUAUUCUGGCAGAGAUCAAUGCAUCUUCUGAUAGUAGGUCUUAGCCAGGUCUGCACAGAAAUUAAAUUGUGGAAAAUAUUUAGCCACAUUUCAAUUGUGGUUAAAAGCUAAAGUGUAAACAGCCUACAAAAAAUGUACUUUUAAUCUCACUUGUACUGUUGAUUGUUAUGUCUAUAUGAAAAAUGCCUUGCCUUUUUUUAUAAUUUAUCCUGUAUCAAUUGCAUUCAUUAUAAAUAGUAUAUUUGUAAA
Molecule: messenger RNA, 7749 nt
Organism: Monodelphis domestica (gray short-tailed opossum)
Lineage: Eukaryota; Metazoa; Chordata; Mammalia; Didelphimorphia; Didelphidae
Gene: SHOC2
Product: SHOC2 leucine rich repeat scaffold protein
Cellular component (GO): cytoplasm
Molecular function (GO): protein binding
Source: RefSeq, a predicted model, not a curated record